GCGCGUCGGAGUUUCGGUCUUGCUCCAGGGCGGUCGGAGCGCGUAGCCGAUCUCGGUGGGGGCUUCGCCGGAAACCACUUUUCUCCAUACUUUUCUCCGUAAAAUAUUACUAGUAAAUUGACCCAAAGGAUGUCAUGACUGCCAUUCAGUGUCAGAAAUGAAAGCCGUCUGGUAUAAGCAAAGCCGUCCCUACCAUUAGCAAGAAAUUUAACCAGAUCUGCUGCCUUCAUAAUCUCUUCAGUGAUGAAAUAUUGCUGGGAAGUAUGGAUAAAAAUAUUGCAGAGCAGCUUAAUAAGGCAUAUGAAGCAUUUCGACAGGCAUGCAUGGAGAGAGAUUUUGCUAUGAAAGAACUAAAACAAAAGACAGACAGCUAUGAGAAGCAGAUACAUGAACAGCAGGAAAAAAUCGAACGUCUAAUGAGCAUUGUUGCAAAACUCAAAUCACAGUUGGCUUCUAUGACUGCCAACAGAGUCAACAUACAUAGUCAAGUUCCAGUCCAUGAAGACAGUGAAACAAGAAGAAAUGGUACCUUAUUGAACUCAGAUUCUGAUGAGCUCCAAGAAAAGCUGAAAUUGGCAGUGCAAAGAGAGAAGCUUUUGAAGGAACAAUUGGAAAAUGAGAGUAUAAAAUUAAAAAAAACUGAAGAAGAUAGUAAUUUAAAGGAAAAGAAAUUUGAAUCUAUUAUCACUGUCAAAGAAGAUGAAAUAAGGAAUCUGAAAAAGCAACUGAAAGAAAUAAAUGAAGCACAAAAUUGCAUACAGGUAUCGAGACAUGAAAAAGAAGCAAGGAGUGAAAAACACCCUUCAUCUAGACAGGAAUUAUCAUCAGGGGCCUCUGCUGCAUCUGUCUGUGAAAGGGAUGAACUGGAAAGCGUUUUCUGGGGCAUGAAGGAAGAAUUCAAUCAAAUACGUGCACUGGCACGGGCGCAGGCGGACCAGCUGAGUAGAUUUAACCUACGGAGAGAACCUACAACUGAAAUUCCAUUCUCCAAGCCUAUCCAGUGCACUGAUGAACAAACAGAUGACCUUUGUAAUCCUUGGGUUAAAAAGGAUGCAAAUAGAGAUGUAUCUCACUUCCCAUCUAUUGCGUCAAGAGGAAUGGGCCAAGACGAGGAGGAAAACUCUGUGGAAUCUCUUUCUAAGCUUAAUGUCAAGUUCCCACCUACAGAUAGUGAUACUGAAUUCUUGGAGAGCUCUCCAGAGACUACACCAAUUCUAAACACUUUGAUGUCUGAAAACACGCUCCCAAAUCAGCCAUUUAACAUGGACCUUGGGGACCAGGAGCCUCCGUGGAAGUCUUACUGCACUCAAGACACUGACUUACUGGCACUUGCUUCUGCAGACUGGGAACUCAGGCAGUCAGGAAUAUGUGAAUUCUGUCAGAAAGUUUUCCCACCAUCUCUUACAUCCAGGGAGGAUUUUCUGAGGCAUCUGAAUUCACAUUUCAACUUGAAGUCUUAGCAUCACUGGAAAACAGAGAAGUUUUAUUUAAAUUAAUUGUGGAUGCUGUACUUUGAUUUUGGUCCGAAUAUAUAUAAAAAUUUCAGAAUAUAAGGUUGCAUUUAUAACCAUCUGUUGAUAGUUUCAUGCCCUCCAUUAACCUAAUUAAAAUCAGAUUCAAAGCCCUAAAAUAAAUAUCCUAAAACUCCUUUUGCAUCAACAUGUUUUGUCUUAAAACUGUGGUUGUAGAGAGGGGUGCUGAAUAUUAAGAUCAAGUCUGAAAUGUAACAAAAAUUGAGCCCAUAUUUUGUAUAUAGAAUUGAUGAGUAUAUAUCAUGCCUUUAUAUUUCUAAAUAACUUUUAUUUAUUAGGAUACUGUUUAACACUUAGCAUACUAGUUAAUGUAUUGGAAGAGGUACAUGGAAAUAAGUGUUAUGCAUUUUAGUGCUUAACUCCAAGUACUUAUUGAUAAGAUGCGAGCCAUAGAUUAUGCAUUUAACUGUGAAUGUGUUAUUCUGUUUCCCCUUCCAUUAAAAUGAACUCUUGUGCAUGUUGCCCCUUUUGUAAGUAGUAAUAAACCAAUGAGCCACAUGUUUCACCUACUUAUAAUUGGUAUAUUAACAUUAAAUCAGAAAUGCAUUUAAAUGUAAGUAUGCAUGGAACAUAUAUGCAGGUGCAGGUGCUUUAUCCUGUGGCCCAUAUCAAUUUAUUUUAUUCCUAAUCAAAAAAGUUAUCUAGAACAGAACGUUGUAAUGUUGUUGACCUGUUAACAGAAAGUGACAAUCAGUUACUAUUUAAAUACAGUAAAUGCUCUCUUACCUCUACUACAGUAGGACUAGAAGUAAGACAUUCCAUAUUAAAAAAACUGCUACUUAAAGUCAAGUGUGGCAUGCUCAACGUGAACUGAGGUGUGGUAUUUAGUCUCAUUUCUGACCUUGAACAGAACUGUGGAUCUGGAAAGAAGGCAAUGGCUGUGUUGCAACAGCCGAAUCCUGUGAUUAGUGUCCUGCUAUGUGCUUAACUGAAGCCAUUGAAUGCAGAGGAUUGUCAUCUGUAUGCAAUUCUGCAUACAGGGUAUUAAUAACCAAUGUGCAAUAACUUUUUUUUCCUGAAUGGACUGCCGUCCAUACAGAAUAUUUAAUAAAUAUCCAGCACUUUGCUGAUCUUGUUUGGACUGAGAAGUGAGGCAAAGCAGGAUCAGACCUGAUUUGUACUUGGAUAGGGGACGAAUGGACAUAUCUAUGAAAGCUCAACUCCAGAGACUUUUAUUUUCUUUCUUUUACUAAAUAGCACUCGCAUAUUAAAUAUAUGGAAAGGCUGUAGUUCCAUGGUAGAUGAAGUACAUGCUUUGCAUACAGUAUCACUGAGAUUCAGUCCCCAUCAUUACCAAGCACAGCUGGAGAGACUGGAGGGCCAUUACAGGACAAUGCAGGUAAUACUGAGCAAAAGGGAUCAAGUAUCUGAUUCUGUAUAAGGCCUCUUCCUUUGUGCUUAGGAACCAAAGUUCCUUUCUCCUCCCCUCUAUAGGAGAAAUCCUAUCCUCCUGCUAGGUGGUUCAUUUUCAAAGCUUCUAAUAGUCUAGUCCAGUGUUUUUCAACCUCAACAACUUCAAGAUGUGUUGGCUGGGGAAUUCUGGGAGUUGAAGUCCACAUCUUAAAGUUGCUGGGGUCGAGAAACACUGGUCUAGUCAGUCCUCAGUUUCCAAGGAAGCUGAGACCAGCCUGUUACUUUCAUCUCUCUCUACUCCUAAUAAACUGGCUGGAAUUAUGACUAAUCUUAAACUGCUAACAAUAAAAAACAACAACAACCAAGAAUUGUAUGUUGAACUAGAACUUUCAAAAGCUUCAGGCCAGCAUGACCAACAGUGAAGGAUUCUCAAAGCUGUGGAUCAGCAACAUCUGAGGUUCCCCACUUCUGAAUUAAAAGGAAACUGCACUUCAGCAGUAAAGCCACAAAGACCCAAGGUAAAGUCCACAAUCUCCAGUUUAAAAUAGAUUAGGCUUUCCAGACUAAGUGAAUUAAGUCAUUUAUAUUGAGCUUAUUACAGUAAUCCAUUUUACCUGCUACAAUGUAGUCUUUUUCAGGAAGCUUUACAAAAUGGAUUAAUGCAGACUAUAGAAUUUUUAUUCCAGAUGUAACAAUUUGUACAGCAAUCAGUUUUAAUAAAGUGUCAAUAUAUGCAAUUAAAGGGUUUUC
This is a messenger RNA of Python bivittatus (Burmese python), 3635 nucleotides long. RefSeq names its product TRAF family member associated NFKB activator (gene TANK). Gene Ontology annotation, biological process: negative regulation of canonical NF-kappaB signal transduction. The record is from RefSeq and is a predicted model, not a curated record. NCBI's taxonomy places the organism in Eukaryota, Metazoa, Chordata, Lepidosauria, Squamata, Pythonidae.